Molecule: messenger RNA, 1506 nt
Organism: Penicillium pulvis
Lineage: Eukaryota; Fungi; Ascomycota; Eurotiomycetes; Eurotiales; Aspergillaceae
Exons: 4
Coding region: 1-1506 (501 amino acids)
Biological process (GO): tripeptide transport; dipeptide transport; allantoate transport
Cellular component (GO): plasma membrane
Molecular function (GO): allantoate transmembrane transporter activity; dipeptide transmembrane transporter activity
Source: RefSeq, a predicted model, not a curated record
AUGGAAAAACAAAUACCUGAUUCAGUCGAUCUCGACAUAUUGAAGGCGCCAUCUAACCCCGCGGCCAAAGAUGUGGACUUUGGUGAGGUUUUGGAAACCCAUGCAACACCACAGAUGGAAAGAAAGGUUCUUUGGAAACUUGACCUUUUUCUGAUUCCUCUCAUGGGAUUCUGUUACAUGCUGCAAUAUAUGGACAAGUUAGCCCUCAGCCAAGCAACAUUAUUUGGAUUAACAGAAGACCUGCAUCUCAAAGGCACAGAAUAUAAUUGGUCAUCCGCUGUCUUCUACUUCGGAUACCUUGUGUGGAGUUGGCCCAGCUCCUACUUAAUUGUACGACUUCCUCUCGGAAAAUAUCUCAGUCUGGCCGUGUUUAUAUGGGGUGGAGUCCUAAUGUGCCAUGCUGCCUGCACCUCAUGGAGUGGGCUGAUGGCUGCACGAUUCUUCCUAGGAGUUGGCGAAGCAUCUAUCGCCCCUGGCUUUGCCAUGAUCACAGGAAUGUUCUACAAGAGAGAGGAACAGCCUGCUAGACAGGCAGCCUGGUUCCUUGGAAACUGCAUCGCAUCAAUCAUUGGUGGUUUGAUUGCAUAUGGAAUUGGCCUCAUCAAGAACAACACCGUCAAUAGCUGGCAAUUGCUAUUCCUUAUCCUAGGCGCUGUCACUGCCGCCUAUGGAUUUAUUCUUGCGGCCUUCUUGCCGGACUCCCCUGCCAAGGUUGUUUUCUUCAACAAGACCGAGAAGGCCAUUGCCUUGCAGCGAACACUUAGUAAUAAGACUGGUGUCAUGGAUGUGGGCAAGUUCCGAUGGAACCAAGUGUUCAUGGCGAUUAAGGAUCCACAGACCUGGUGUCUUGUGUUGUAUACCCUUUGCGUCAAUUUAUGCAAUGGUGGUAUCACUAGCUUCUCGUCUAUUAUUAUUGCAGGCUUUGGUUUCUCAAACCUCAAGUCUCUUAUUAUGCAGAUGCCUAUGGGUGCUGCACAGAUCGUGUUUCUGCUGCUUACAUCUGGAUUUGCCACCUUUGUGCGCUCUUCCCGAAUUCCCAUGAUGAUACUGAACUGUUCCGUCUCAGUGAUUGGCAUGGCUCUCAUCUGGAAAUUAGAUGAUGACAACCGUACCGGUCGCUUGACUGGACUGUCCCUGGGAGCUGUGUUUGCAGUCAACAUACCCCUGUCACUGAGUCUCAUCAGUUCAAACGUGGCUGGUUUCACGAAGAAGAGUACCGUCAGUGCCAUGAUGUUUAUCGCAUACUGCGUCGGAAAUAUUGUAGGACCUCAGUUCUUCCUUCCUGAUGAGAAGCCGUCAUACCCCACCGGUAUCAAAGCGGCCAUGUCUGGUUUGAUUUUGGGCAUCUUCUUUUUGAUUUGCCUUUAUGUCUUUUAUGUUUGGGAAAACCGCCGUCGCGAUCGCCUUUACGGAUCCCCAAGACAGUUGACUGAGGCGGAGGAACUGCAGGACGAAUUCUCCAACAAGACAGACCACGAGAUUGAGAGCUUCCGAUAUGUUCUCUAG